Phyllostomus hastatus (greater spear-nosed bat) is the source of this 2427-nucleotide messenger RNA. It is a transcript of the gene DRC11L, whose product is annotated as IQ motif containing with AAA domain 1 like. Gene Ontology annotation, molecular function: ATP hydrolysis activity; protein binding; ATP binding. Bases 1 to 2427 code for a protein of 808 amino acids. Lineage: Eukaryota; Metazoa; Chordata; Mammalia; Chiroptera; Phyllostomidae. The record is from RefSeq and is a predicted model, not a curated record. The transcript is spliced from 19 exons.
AUGUCUGAGGGAGCUUACCAACACCUCUGGGACUCCUCCCACGUGACCCUGCAAGAGCUGCUGAACCAGGAGCAGCCCCUGCUGCAACCCGCGCCCAACCAGGAGCGGCCGGCUUUCCACUACCGGCUCUCCUUGCUCUACCUGUACUACCUGGCGCUGCUGCGCAAGUUCAACACCCUCUACGACCAGAUGGUGCAGCCGCAGAAGCGGCGGCUGCUGCGGCGCCUGCUGGACGGCGUGGCGGGCCGCGUGCUGGAGCUCAAGGACGAGAUGGUGCGCGUGGACCUGUGCGAGUACCACUACCUGGACCGCGUGCUGCAGGACCUCCAGCUCACCCCGGCAGAGCUGGAGGUUCCGAUCCCCAAGUACUUCCGGCAGGAGCGGUCCGGCACUCUGCACGACCGAGGGCUGCUGCUGGAGGAGAUCCUGGGCAGGAUGGAGCCCGCGGCCUUACAGGAGAGCGCUCCAGAAAUGACCCGGACCGAAGCCGUGAUCCUGCUGCAGACCGCGGAGCGGGCCAGGCAAGGCCGGAUCCGAGCCAACUUUCUCCGGGAGAUUCGCCGACAGGAGGAGCGGGAUCGGAAGAUGAAAGAGGGCGGGCGGCCCAAGUUAAGUCAGGACCAGGCAGCCGUCACCAUUCAGAAGGUGUGGAAAGGCUACCUGCAGAGGAAACACACUCAGCAGGAUCGGCAAAGGGAGAUGGAAUUCAUUGGCAUGCUGCCGUCGCCCAGCCACGGGGAGGACUCCGGCAUCCUGUUCCAGGCCAGCAUCAGGGAGGACGCCAGGAGGCUCCUCCAGAAGGAGAAGGAGGAGGAGUUCCAGCUGGCCACGGUGAAGACCCGCAACUAUCUCAAGGAGACCGAGGGGCCCUACAUCAAGGAGGAGAUUCAGGAGCAGAUCCGGCAGUGGUUCAUCGAGUGCCACGCCCUCACCGGCCGGUUCCCCGAUUUCCCGGAGGAGUCUUUAGGUGGAUCCCACCUGAUCUUCUCAGACAAGACUCCAGAGGAGGUGAAAAUGGAACUGGAGAUGCAGGCCCAGGAGAGCAGAAAAAAGGACCAAGACAAAAAAAAGGAGAAGGAGAAGAAAGAAAAGACCGGGAAAGGGGAAGCAGACGCGAUGCUGAAGGUGCUGCCGUCCAGAUCCAUCCCCCUGAUCAGUGCUGGGCAUGAGGAGUAUAAGAAUGUGUGGAAGAACCGGCCUGACAACAAGUACCCCAGUCUGAGUUUUGACCCCGAGGCCCUCCGGAUGGAGAAGAGGAAGGAGAUGGAGCUGGAGAUCCGGGUGCAGGUGGAUGAGCUGAUGCGUCAGGAGCUGAAGACCCUGCGCCUGGCUGUGGACCGGGAGGAGGACAGACCCUUCAAGGCUCCGAAGAAGAAAGAUGGGAAGAAAGCUGGGAGGAAGAAGGAAAAAGAUCUGACCCCGGACAGGUCCAUGUCCUCUCUGUUUGAGGAGCUCGUCGUCUAUGGCUUCCUGAAGAAGAGCGAGACCGUGGCGCUGAAGGACUUCGUGGGUGACUACCUCUAUCUUGGAUCCACUCUGAGUCUGGCCAGCAAGCUUCCCAUGCCUUCCCUGUUUGACAUCCGACAGAAUGUGGCCUUGUACGGGGUCCUCCGGCUCGGCUCCGCAGACAUACACACCAUGGCUCCCCUCAUCCGCUCCCUCCUCCUGGUGGGCCCCUCCGGCAUGGGGAAGAAGAUGCUGGUCAACGCCGUGUGCACGGAGACCGGCGCCAACCUGUUCGACCUGUCCCCGGCCAACCUGAAGGACAAGUACCCCGGCAAGACCGGGGUGCAGAUGAUCGUGCACAUCGUCUUUAAGGUGGCCCGGCUCCUCCAGCCCUCGGUCAUCUGGAUCGGGAAUGCCGAGAAGAACUUCUAUAAGAAGGUCCCAAAGGAAGAGGAGGAGAUGGACCCAAAGCGAAUAAGGAAGGACCUCACCAAGGCCCUGCAGCUGCUGGGCCCCGGAGACCGCGUCAUGCUGAUAGGGACCACCGACCAGCCGCAGCUCGCCGAGAUGAGGGGGCUGUGCCGGACCUACGAGCGGAUUCUCUUCAUGCCCCGGCCCGACUAUGCUUCUCGCUAUGUGCUCUGGAAGCACAUGGUGGAAGCCCAGGGAGCCAAGGUGACCCAGAGCCUGGACCUCAGUGCCCUGGCCAUGGUGUCCGACGGCUACACGCCCGGCCACAUCCUCCAGGCCAUCCGCUGGGUGCUCACCGAGCGGCGGGUUAUGCAAUUGUCCAAGCGGCCGCUGGUGGCCUCCGAGUUCAUGGCUCACCUGGCCCAGCUGGAGCCAGUGCACAGGGAGGAGGAGGAGUCCCUGAAGGACUGGUACUUCAAGACCCCGCUGGGCAUGAGCAGGCUGAAACUCGACAAGGAACAGGACGCCAAGGGGGCCAAGCUGGCGAAGGAGAAGAAGAAACAGAAGUGA